This is a messenger RNA of Arachis ipaensis, 2706 nucleotides long. RefSeq lists its product as uncharacterized. The record is from RefSeq and is a predicted model, not a curated record. Lineage: Eukaryota; Viridiplantae; Streptophyta; Magnoliopsida; Fabales; Fabaceae. Gene Ontology annotation, cellular component: membrane.
AUGAUGCUUGUGACUAAUUUUAUGAUACUAUCUUAGGUAAGUGGAGAAUGAUAUAGCAGGCAUUCAUGAUAAUAUAAGAUAGAUAUGGUGAUAAGUUGCAUGUUGGUUACAAACAUAAGCCUCAAAUAAUUUUUAUAAGUAUUUAAUUUAAUUAAUUUUCUCACCAAUCACCAUAUAUUGACAAUUUAAGAUAAAGUUGCUCUUAAUUUUAUGAUCAUGAUAAUAUCAUCACACUCCGUAUCUCUAGUUGUAAAAAAUUCUAAGAAGCUCUCAUGGAGAGGAAUCAUACAAUAUAUCAUUCUAAGUUUUAAGGAUUAGGUUUUUCCACUCACUUUUCUAUAAAUCAAAUAAAAAAUAUUUAAACAGAUUUAUAGAAUAAACAAAAUAGUUAGACUUAAUUUUAUUUAAUUAACAAAUAGUACAACACUUUAGACUUAAUUUUGUAAAAUAUAAAACAUAAUUAGUAGUGUUUCUUUUUCUUUGUACAAUUUUGUAUUAUGUGAGAUAGGUCAAUGAUGAAAGUAGCUGAAUUUUGUAUUUACCAUUUGGAAUGGAAUAAUGGCUUAACUUAACCACCACUCCCAUCCAAAACCGUGUAAGCAAAUUUUUUAAGACAAGAAUAAAGUAUUCACCAUAAACAUCCAAUAACUAAAUGGGACAAUUUGGCUUCUAAUAUAAUACCUUAGACAAAAAAUUAUUUAUUUUUUAUUUUGAAAAAAAUUGCUACCGAUUUAUUUGCCUCAAAAAGGUAUUCAUACUUGGAAGUGCAUAGCUUUCGCCCUCUCAUAUGGCACUAUAACUAUAACUAGAAACUAAGUUCUUAGUUGGCAUAUAUAGGUCAAUCUCCAACUCAUUCUCUCUCCUUUUUCUCCUUUGACCAACAUGUAACAUAGAAUCAAAUCAAAGAAAAAAAAAAACAAAAUUUAAAUACUAAUUAAUAUAUUUUAUGUAUCCUAAUCCUAAUUAACACCCUUAUAUGUUUAAGAAUCCAACAGAUAAUAAUGACAAGAAGUCAAUGACAAAUUUUAAUGUAGCAUGAUCAAACACUUUAUUUGAAAAGUUCCAAUUAUCCACAUCACAAUCUUAAAGCUCAUUUCUUACAUUCUUCCACAUAUGCCUCUGAUUUAUAGGAACAAAAGAGUUUGAAGAGUUCAGCAGAAAGAAGAAGCUUUUUAGUUUUAACAUCACACCCAUCAUUCCUUUUUGCUUUUUUGGAAAACCUUAUCAAUCAUUUGGUAUAAGGUGGUAUAAGCUUACCUUCCCAACCAAACCCAUGAUUAAAGUUUGUAACUUUUUCAUUGUAUCAAUCAUAUACUAGGAAUAUCUUAUUGUGGGUUUCUCUUAUAAGAAGAAACUCAUUAGGAAGAUGGAAAAAUAGAAAUAAAGGUAAGUAUUUUUCAAAGAGAUUUCUUCUACCUUCUUCUCUUAAGUAGACCCUUUUUUUUUUUUUGUGAAGGAGUUUCCUAGAGUUUUUUUUGUGUGAAAUUUUCCUUCUAUCACACUAAUGAGUAUUGAAAAUAGUGCAUCAUCAUAGAAGAAGCUUCAAUGGGUUGUGUUCAUCCAUGGUUUUCAUUUUCCAUGAAAGAAGAAGCUAUUGUUCAAGGACUCAACAUUGUUAGAGGCAGAACAAGAGUUCUUCUAGGAUAACAUUUUUUCUUUUGUUCUCUUUUAAUGGGGAUCCUCCAUAAAUGGUGGCAAGUUACAUGGUUGAUUAUCAAUGUUUCUUUCUUGUUCUUAUCAUCAUCUUUUGUUAGAGGCUCAAUUAUUACUGAUAGCCUCGAAUCGUUAGAUGACUUGCUCUGCAAGCAAGCCGUGAACGAUGUGAAAGGGAAGUUUAUAAAAACAGCAAUCGUCUACGAAAUUUCGAUCCCUUCCAACUUGACAGGAAUGAAGAUCUCCGCCGUGAGAUUGCGCGCCGUUUCGUUCUGGAAUCGAGGAUUGAAUCAUAGCUUCCUUAGUCUUCCACCUAAGGUGGUGGCUCAACCUAGCAUGAAGAGAAUUGCAAUACUAUAUGAAAACUUAGGCAAAUGGUCAAAUCUUUAUUUCAAUGUAUCAAAUUACACAAUGAUUGCUCCAAUUCUUGGUUUCAUUGCUUAUAGUUCUUCAGAGAAAGAAUUGUUAGAUUGUCAAAAGAUCAAAAUUGACACUCAAGGAGGCAACAUUACUAUCCGGUUUCGAAACGUUUCGUCACACCCGAAAAACGUUACACCACUUUGUGCCAAGAUUGGUGACAAUGGCACGGUUGAAUUUAGCAACAUGACAAAGCCAUAUUUUUGUGAAGCACAAAGCCAAGGACAUUACACACUUGUGAUUCCAUCUUCUUCAGCAAAAGAAUCUUCUAAAUUGUGGUGGGUGUUAGGGUUUGUAAUAGGUCUUGUUGUGUUGAUUUUAUUGGCUUUGAUCUUAGUAGCUAUAAAGAUUAUUAAGAAGAGAAAAAUAAAGGAAAUGGAGAAGGUUUCAGAAGUUGAAGAAGCUUUUGAUACAUUCUGGAUUGGUGACACAAAAUUGCCAUCAGCUAGCAUGAUUAGAACUCAACCAUCUCUUGAGAAUGAGUAUCAUUAUCGUGGUGGUAAUUAAUUAAUUAAGUAAUUAGUACUAAUUAGUUAGUUUCAUUGGUGCUACAAUUUUUCUGAUUAUUAUCUUUUUGUCUUGUGUAUGUUGUAUUAUUGUAAUUGAUUUCAUCCAAGUGAAUAUUAUUAGGGCAUA